ACGGGGGAGGGGGCGUGCGGCCUCUGAACAGUGGGGACUGGGCGGGGCGGCCCAGUCCUCGCGAGAUUUCGGCCCUGAGGAGAGGCUGCGGCGGCUCAGCGGCGGGUGUGGGAUGCGCUCGGAGAAGGAGGGAGAGGUGGGCCCAGGGGUGGCCGUUACUACGCGGGGUCCGAGCGGGAAGGAGAAGCCGUCGCCCACAGAAAGCCACUUCCGCCGGGAGUCUCAGCGGCGGGAGCCUGAAGCGCCGGUAGCCUCCUCCUCCGGCUGUGGUGGCGGUGCAGUCAAACCUCGCGAGGAAAAGAGGACGGUCCUCAGCAAGGUGGUCAUCCGGCGGCUUCCUCCCAGCCUCACCAAGGAGCAGCUGGAAGAGCAGCUUCACCCGCUGCCCGCACAUGACUACUUCGGGCUCUUUACUGCUGAUCUCAGUCUUCAUCCUCAUCUCUAUUCAAGAGCGUACAUUAAUUUUAGAAAUCCUGAUGACAUCCUGCUUUUUAGAGAUCGUUUUGAUGGAUAUAUCUUCAUUGACAGUAAAGGCCUAGAAUAUCCUGCAGUGGUAGAAUUUGCUCCAUUCCAGAAGACAGCCAAAAAGAAGCUAAAGAAAAAAGACGCCCAAGCCGGAAGCAUUGAAGAUGAUCCAGAAUAUAAGAAGUUUUUAGAAACUUACUGUGUGGAGGAGGAGAAAACUAGUGCCAAUCCUGAAACUCUUCUGGGAGACAUAGAGGCAAAGACAAGAGAACUUAUUGCUAGAAGAACCACGCCUCUUUUGGAAUAUAUUAAAAAUAGAAAAUUAGAAAAGCAGAGAAUUCGAGAAGAAAAGCGAGAAGAACGGAGGAGGAGGGAGUUGGAAAGGAAACACUUAUGGGAAGAAGAGAUAAGAAGGAGAAGGGAAGAAGAGAUAAGAAGGAGAAGGGAAGAGGAGAAAUGUAAGAGGAAAGCAGCAGAAAAACAGAAGAAAACUGCUGAGAAAGAAGUAAGGAUGAAGCUUCUCAAGAAAUCAGAAAAGGGAGAGGAGUCAAGCACUGAGAAGCCAAAAGAAAGAGGAGAGGAAAUUGACACCAGAGAUGGGAAACAGGAACCCGGUCCCAGCUGUGUAGUCAUGAAGCCCAAGACCUUGGAGAGCUCGCUGGAGGAACUCAGGGAAAAGUCACAAAAUGACAGUGAUAAAGAGCAAAGGGACAUGGAGAGAAGAUUCCGAGAAAAAGAACUUGAAGCACAAAGAUACCACUUGGAUGACAGCAGAAAACAUAGAGCUCACCAUGAGUUGGAUAAGUUUUCAGGAAGAAGCGCAGAAGAGCUGAAAAGGGGGAAAGGAUUCACCCCAGACCGAGGGAAGAAGGGGAGCCAGGAUGGGGGCGGCCCUGUGGGGGCAGCAGAGACACCAGGAAGGGAGAAGAGUGAAGGUGGGCUGGCAGCCGAGAAGGAGCGCACGGGAAGCAAGGACCGACCAGGCUUGCAGCUGUACCAGCCCAGAGGUGGCAUCCGAGCCCGUGAAUGUGAUGGAAGAUCCCCUGAGGAGGGCCGUGACAGGAGGAGGGGUGAGGUGGAAGAUUCAACAGGGGCUGGAGCUGAGAAGAGCAAAGAGGCAGAGUGAGUCAAUGUGCAUGUUGGUGACGUGGGUGGUCUCCCACCCACACUCUGUGGAUUAGAGAGGGCAUUCCUUCUGGAAGUGCAUAAAUUAGCCUGGAAUAAAACCGACAAGGUGAAUUUACUCCUUAUAGAGAAACUAGAACUAUAAAGGUGGCGUAGAAAUACCUAGAAACCAUUCUCAAGCGAUCUUUUAAAACUUUGAACAGAGUUAUAGAUUUUGCCAUUUCUGAUAUAAACUAGUAUAUAUAAUUUAGCCAAAGCAGAAGAAAAAUAAUCUCCUUCAGAAAGCAGAAAAGUAUGACCAAAACCAGAAGAAAGCUAUUAUUGUAUCAGUGUGAAUUCUGAAGCACUUUAAACAUGUUGUAGGAAUAACUUGGACUUUCAGUUUUACACAUUUUUAAGUCAGUUAUCUGUAUCUCAUUGUGCUUUUUGUUGGUUUUCUGUGAGCUGUAGUUUCUGGAAAGUGAGCAGCUCUCAUUUCUUAUAACCAUUGUAAUUCAGUCAUUCAUGCACCUUCUGUCAUAAGGAUUAGCUGAAGUCUGUUGUGCUGUAUUCCCUCUGAUAGGAACUUUAACACUGUAUAAAGCCCAACAGCUUUAAUUGUUGCCCUUUUAACAAUAUGGCCACUGAAUUAACAAAAAUAGUUCCAGUCUUUUGAUGGCGUGCUCGUGGUUUAUAACAUAAAUGGCAUUAUUUUAGAGAGGAAUAAUUAGGUAUCGCAUCUGGAGUUUUUCUUUUUGCAGUCUGAGGCAGUUUUAUGAUAACUUAAUGUAGCUUUCUGCAGCUGUGCAUUCUACAGUAUUUUUUCCUUUUAGUGAAAUUUUUAAAUGUUAAUGCUUUUGGCACUGUGCUUUGAACCAUUUAUUAAAUAAAAAUUUUGGUUGCUAUGAAUUUGAACUCCAGUUAUGGUACUUUUCCUAUAUAGAAUUAUAUGUAACAAAAUACUGCUUUUUAAAAUGCAGCUUUAAUCA
Molecule: messenger RNA, 2558 nt
Organism: Balaenoptera musculus (blue whale)
Lineage: Eukaryota; Metazoa; Chordata; Mammalia; Artiodactyla; Balaenopteridae
Gene: UPF3A
Product: UPF3A regulator of nonsense mediated mRNA decay
Exons: 10
Coding region: 113-1591 (492 amino acids)
Biological process (GO): positive regulation of translation; nuclear-transcribed mRNA catabolic process, nonsense-mediated decay
Cellular component (GO): cytoplasm; nucleolus
Molecular function (GO): telomeric repeat DNA binding
Source: RefSeq, a predicted model, not a curated record